This is a messenger RNA of Mercurialis annua (annual mercury), 7590 nucleotides long. RefSeq lists its product as uncharacterized. The coding region runs from base 156 to 7406 and encodes 2416 amino acids. Gene Ontology annotation, molecular function: molecular adaptor activity. NCBI's taxonomy places the organism in Eukaryota, Viridiplantae, Streptophyta, Magnoliopsida, Malpighiales, Euphorbiaceae. The record is from RefSeq and is a predicted model, not a curated record. Gene Ontology annotation, cellular component: CCR4-NOT core complex; P-body. Gene Ontology annotation, biological process: nuclear-transcribed mRNA catabolic process, deadenylation-dependent decay. The transcript is spliced from 51 exons.
CGUUGAGUCGGGAAAAGUUUCACCUCUAUCUACUAUCUGCAAUCUUCGGAACCCAACUAGCAUUCCAUUCAAUCUAAUCUUCUGAUACUCAAAGCACAAAUACCUAGGUUUUUUCUUCAAUCACAAACCCUAAUUUUUCUGUCUCCCUCGCCGAGAUGCGGACGUUAUCAUCAACAAUUCCGAAUCACGUACGGUUCUUGCUCCGCGACUUGACCGAAGACAACGCCGAUUCUGUUUUUCGAGAGCUUUGUCAGUUUAUUGAAUAUGGUGUUGAGGAAAGCAGUAUGGUGCUUCAAUCUUGCUUGGAAAUUGUGCUUUCCCAAACAACAGAAUUGAAAAACAUGCAGCUGGAAUCAGUUGUUUUGUCUAUUUUCAAAUUUCUUUUGGAGAGACCGAACUUUAGCAUGGUGCUUCGCCAGUCGCUUAUAAGUUCAGAGAUCAAUGAAGAGUUCCUAGAGAAUUUUUGUAACUUGUUGCAUUUAUCUCUUACUGAAAAAAUUGCUAUUGGCUUUGCUCUUUCUGAUUCUGAGAAAAUAGAAAUCAGAACAACUGCAAAGAAAUUUUGCAUUGCUCAGAUUGAAGAGCUGUGUUCCAAUCCAGUUUCUUUGAAUUCUGCGGACCAAAUUCAGAGUAUUGUUAUGUUCCUCCAGCAGUCUGAGGGCCUCUCCAAACAUGUAGAUCCGUUUUUGCAGAUGUUAUCCUUGGUUCAACCUAAAGAUGUUUUCCCUUUCUUUCUAACUCCAUUGCUCUCAGAUGAAUUGCGGGACAAUAAUUUCUUGAGGAGCAUGGAUCUGUUCCAUGAAUCCGAGGAAAAUGAAUUUGAUACUCUCUUAGCUGAAAUGGAGAAGGAGAUGAGCGCUGGUGAUAUUGUGAAGGAGUUGGGCUAUGGAUGCACAUUUGAUGCCUCACACUGCAAAGAGAUACUGACCAAUUUCUCACCUAUGACUGAGAGUACUAUCUCAAAGAUAGUUGGGAUUAUUGCCCGGAAUCAUGCUGGCCUUGAGGAGAACCAAAGCACAUUUUCAAACUUUGGCUUAGCUCUUGGUUGCAGCAUUUCUUCUGAACUCCCACUGUUAAGCUCUUGGAAUAUUGACAUCCUUGUAAAAACAAUCAAGCAACUUGCUCCUGCUACCAACUGGAUAAAAGUGAUGGAAAAUAUGGAUUAUGAGGGGUUUUACAUUCCAAAUGAAGAAGCAUUCUCUUUCUUGAUGUCUGUAUAUCGACAUGCUUGUAAGGAUCUCUUCCCUCUCCACGUCCUAUGUGGGUCUAUAUGGAAAAAUGCUCAGGGUCAACUAUCUCUUCUUAAAUAUGCUGUAUUGGCACCACCAGAAGUGUUUACUUUUGUUCAUUCUGGAAGGCAGAUGGUUUACAAUGAUGCAGUACAUGGACAUAAGCUUCAAGUUGGACAUGCAAAUCAUGCGUGGCUGUGUCUUGACCUUUUGGAAGUGCUCUGUCAACUUGCUGAGAGGGGUCAUUCUAGUUCUGUUCAAUCAAUGCUUGAAUAUCCUCUGAAGCACUGUCCAGAAGUCUUACUACUUGGGAUGGCACAUAUUAACACUGCUUAUCAACUUAUUCAGUACGAAGUGUCUUUCACAGUUUUCCCCAUGGUAAUGAAAAAUGCCUCAGGUAGUGGUAUGAUACUUUACCUCUGGCAUGUAAAUCCUACUCUUGUUGUACGGGGAUUUGUGGAUGCUUUCUACAUUGAGCCAGCCUGCAUUAUCAAGAUACUCGACAUCUGCCAAGAGCUAAAGAUUCUGUCAUCAGUGUUAGAGGUGAUUCCUUUUGCUGUUGGUAUUAGAUUGGCAGCUCUAGCUUCACGGAAUGAUUUUUUAGACCUUGAAAAGUGGCUGACUACUAACUCAGUAACAUACAAGGAUUUUUUCUUUGAGGAAUGUAUAAAGUUUUUGAAGGACGUCCAACUUGUUGGGUCGCAGGAACUCUCUUCUAGCAAACCUUUCUAUCAUGAGAGUUCUGUUAUGAAUAUUUAUACGGAGACUAGCACUACCUUCCUGAAGGUCCUUAAAGCUCACACUGGCAUAAUCAUCUCUACUCAUCUUUCUGAGGAAAUGGAAAAAUUACAUGUUACUAUGGAUAAUCCAAGGCUGCAAAAUGGUGGCUCUGCAGAUCCAUCUACCCCUGAACCGUUCUCUGAUGAUAUUGAGGCUGAAGCAAAUUCUUAUUUCCAUCAAAUGUUUUCUGGUCAGUUAACAAUUGAUGCUAUGGUUCAAAUGCUUGCUCGAUUCAAGGAAUCACUUGUACAAAGGGAGCAGUCUAUUUUUGAGUGCAUGAUUGGCAAUCUAUUUGAGGAGUACAGGUUCUUCCCUAAGUAUCCUGAAAGACAAUUAAAAAUUGCUGCUCUUUUAUUUGGUUCUGUUAUCAAGCACCAGCUUGUAACUCAUCUAACUCUUGGGAUAGCAUUACGUGGUGUUUUGGAUGCACUACGCAAACCACCAGAUUCCAAAAUGUUUGUCUUUGGGAUCAAUGCCUUGGAUCAGUUUUUAGAUCGCCUGAUAGAGUGGCCACAAUAUUGCAAUCAUAUCUUACAGAUAUCUCAUUUGCGUUCAACUCAUUCAAAUAUUGUUGCUUUCAUAGAUUUGGCACUUUCCAGGAUCUCAUCUGGUCAUUUGGAAUCUGAUGUAGACAAUGCUUCUACUGUUUAUCAACGUGGAUUAUCUCAGUCUAGCUUUGGAAAUGGGGAGUUGAAUGGUGUUAGCAGUGCGCAGCCUCUGCAUCAACUUUCCUCUACACUCAAUGUUCAACAGAGACAUGAAAGUCCUCUUGAUGACCGGCAUAAAAUUUCUGUGGCUUCAUCGAACGAUGCCAAACCUAUUUUAUCACCUGGGGGUCAAUCUUCAGUUGCUCUUUUAAGUGAUAAUUCAAUCAUACCGAAGUUUCAACUGCAGAGUGCUGUCAGUGCUCCAUCUAUGCUGUCUUCUUCACAUAGUUUUGUCCGUUCCUCCCGAGGAGUGACCUCAACCAGAUUUGGCUCAGCUUUGAACAUUGAAACUCUUGAAGCUGCUGCCGAGAGGAGAGAAACACCGAUUGAGACACCGACACAAGAGAUUGAGGGCAAAAUAGCAUUCAUAAUCAACAAUAUCUCAUCUGCAAAUAUUGAAGCUAAAACAAAAGAGUUCACUGAAAUAUUGAAAGAGCAGUAUAAUCCCUGGUUUGCCCAGUAUCUGGUUAUGAAAAGGGCAAGCAUUGAGCCUAAUUUUCAUGAUUUGUACUUGAAAUUCCUUGAUAAAGUUAACUCAAAGGCCUUGAAUAAAGAGAUUGUCCAGGCCACUUAUGUGAACUGCAAGGUUCUCUUAGGUUCAGACCUGAUAAAAUCAAGUUCAGAAGAACGGUCAUUGCUAAAAAAUUUGGGAAGCUGGCUCGGGAAAUUAACAAUUGGCAGGAAUCAUGUUUUGCUGUCUCGUGAGAUAGAUCCCAAAUCUUUGAUCAUAGAGGCUUAUGAGAAGGGUUUGAUGAUUGCUGUAAUUCCAUUUACUUCCAAGAUUCUGGAGCCAUGCCAAAGCAGUCUAGCCUACCGGCCUCCUAAUCCUUGGACUAUGGCAAUUCUUGGAUUGCUUGCCGAGAUUUAUUCUAUGCCGAACUUGAAAAUGAAUCUUAAGUUUGAUAUAGAGGUCCUAUUCAAGAAUCUUGGUGUGGAUGUGAAGGACAUAACACCCACGUCUCUUUUGAAGGAUCGGAAGAGAGAGAUGGAAGGGAAUCCUGAUUUCUCUAAUAAAGAUGUCGGACCGUCUCAAGGGCACUUGGAAGCUAAAACCGGAAUAAUCUCUUCCCUUAAUCAGGUUGAUUUACCACUUGAAGUUGUCAACCCGACUAAUUCUGCUGCCCCGACUCAAUUGAUAACUCCGUAUGCUGCUCCUGUUCAUCUUCCUGGUGGGACAUUAGCAGAGGAUGACAAAUUAGUUACAAAUGUGUCUGAUCAGCUUCCUUCUGCUCAAGGGCUAUUCCAAGUUCCUCCCCCUCAGCCGCCUUUCUCUGUCAGUCAGCUUACCAGUGCACUACCGAACUUUGCUUCCCUUGUUAUUAUCAACCCGAAGCUCAACUCUUUGGGGUUGCAACUGCAUUUUCAUAGAGUGGUUCCUCUUGUAAUGGAAAGAGCUGUCAAAGAUAUAGUUAAUAGCAUUGUUCAGCGUAGUGUUUCUAUAGCUACCCAGACGACAAAGGAACUUGUUUUAAAGGAUUAUGCAAUGGAAACUGAUGAGACGCGAAUAUAUCACGCGGCACACUUGAUGGUUGCAAGUUUGUCCGGAAGCCUAGCCCAUGUAACAUGCAAGGAACCAUUGCGUAAUUUGAUAUCAAAUCAGCUAAGGAAUUCACUCCAGGGUUUGAAUAUAGGAAGUGAACUGUUGGAGCAUGCUGUGAUACUUGCAACAAAUGAUAACCUUGAUCUUGGGUGUGCAGCGAUUGAGCAUGCUGCUGCAGAAAGGGCAGUAAUAGCGAUUGAUUCAGAAAUCGAGCAACAGCUCUCUGCAAGAAGAAAGCACCGAGAUGGUGUUGGUGCAGCUUUUUUCGAUGCAAACAUAUAUUCACAAAGUUCUAUGAGUCUUGUGCCUGAGGCCCUUCGGCCCAAACCUGGUCACCUUUCUGUCUCUCAACAGCGAGUUUAUGAGGACUUUCUUCGGCUUCCAUUGCAAAGUCAAUCUAGCCAGAGUUCACAUACUUUACUAGCAAGUUCCUCAACUUCUGCUGGCUCUACUGCUAUGGCUGGUACAUACAGUUCAGGGUCAGGGAUUGUCAAUAUAGGCCAGUCGUCAGCUCCUGGAAAUGUUGGGUUUGAAGCAGUAUCUCGGGCAAUAGAUAUUACUACUGAUCCGAUUGAGUCUAAUUCAGCUGCAUUUUUUAGUUCUCCUAUUCAUAGUGGGGUUGAUGGUGCUAAUCAGCAAAGUUCUGAAAAUGAAUCCGUCAGUGUUCCAUUUUCUUCUGCUGCUCCAGUCCCUGAACUUCAUUCGGGGGACGCUUCUGAUGGUUUAAAGGAGACGGGAAUUUCUUUACAACCAAUAUCUUCGUCAACUGCUUCUGAUCGGCUUGUGAGUGGCAGUUCAGACCCUUCAUUGAGUACGAGGGAUGCAUUGGAUAAAUAUCAGAUUGUUGCACAGAAGUUGGAGGCUUUGGUUAUGAGUGAUGGCAAAGAAGCAGAAAUCCAGGGCCUAAUUACUGAGGUUCCUGAGAUCAUCCUCAGAUGUGUCAGUCGAGAUGAGGCAGCUUUAGCUGUGGCUCAAAAGGUUUUCAAGGGUUUAUAUGAAAAUGCAUCAAACAAUUUUCAUGUCAGUGCCUGUCUUGCAAUUCUGGCCACUAUUCGUGAUGUUUGCAAGCUUGUAGUCAAAGAACUCACUAGCUGGGUCAUUUACUCAGAUGAAGAGCGGAAGUUUAACAAAGAUAUUACUGUUGGCCUUAUACGCAGUGAAUUGCUCAAUCUUGCGGAGUACAAUGUUCAUAUUGCGAAACUUAUUGAUGGGGGAAGGAAUAGUAAGGGUGCAACUGAAUUUGCUGUCUCACUUAUCCAAGCUUUAGUUGUCGAGGAUUCGAAAGUUAUUUCUGAACUCCACAGCCUUGUUGAUGCACUGGCUAAGCUUGCUGCAAAACCGGGAUCCGCUGAGUCAUUACAACAGCUUAUUGAGAUUGUCAGAAAUCCUGUUACUAAUUCUGCCGUCUUAUCUGGUUUUACUGUCGGAAAGGAGGAAAAGGUCAGACAGUCUAGAGAUAAAAAGUCUUCAAAUCAGCUUACCUCUAACAGGGAAGAACACGUCAUUGUUGAUUCUGCAGAACCAGAUCCUGCUGGUUUCCGCGAGCAGGUCUCCAUGUUAUUUGCGGAUUGGUACCGCAUUUGUGAACUCCCAGGUGCAAAUGAUGCAGCUUCCAAUCAUUAUAUCCUACAAUUGCAUCAAAAUGGACUGUUGAAGGGAGAUGAUAUGACAGAGCGUUUUUUUCGUAUCCUUACAGAACUUUCUGUUUCACAUUGCUUGUCUUCGGAGGUUAUUAAUUCUGGUGCAUUGCAAUCAUCUCAACAAGGGCAGACUUUGUCCUUCCUUGCCAUUGAUAUUUUUGCAAAGCUUGUCUUCUCAAUCUUAAAGGUGGAGCAGGGAUCAAGCAGGUUUUUUCUUUUAUCCAAGAUUUUGGGUGUGACUGUGAGAUUAAUACAGAAGGAUUCCGAGGAGAAGAAAAUAUCUUUUAAUCCAAGACCGUAUUUCAGAUUGUUUGUGAACUGGCUUUUGGAUCUUGUUUCCUCAGAUCCAGUUAUUGAUGGUGCAAAUUUUCAGAUCUUGACAGCCUUUGCCAGUGCAUUUCAUAACUUACAGCCCCUUAAAGUUCCUCCAUUCAGCUUUGCAUGGCUCGAGUUGGUGAGCCAUAGGAGCUUCAUGCCAAAAUUACUUACUGGAAAUGCUCAGAAGGGUUGGCCCUUUGUCCAGCGCUUGCUAGUAGACUUGUUUCAAUUCCUGGAGCCAUUUUUAAGGAGUGCUGAACUAGGAAUGCCAGUUCACUUUCUUUAUAAAGGUACACUUAGGGUACUGCUGGUACUUCUUCACGAUUUCCCCGAAUUCCUAUGUGAUUAUCAUUUCACGUUUUGUGAUGUGAUUCCUCCAAGCUGCAUACAAAUGCGUAAUAUUAUCCUUAGUGCAUUUCCCCGCAAUAUGAGACUUCCAGAUCCAUCUACUCCCAAUUUGAAGAUUGAUUUGCUACCUGAAAUAAGGGAGGCUCCUCAUAUUCUCUCUGAGGUUGAUGCAGCUCUUAAAGCAAAGCAGAUGAAAGCUGAUGUGGAUGAGUAUCUGAAGACGAGGCAGCAGGGUUCUUCAUUCCUGACUGAACUGAAGCAGAGAUUACUGCUUUCACCAAGUGAAGCUGCUUCUGCUGGCACUCGCUACAAUGUACCAUUGAUCAACUCGCUUGUGCUUUAUGCUGGGAUGCAGGCCAUCCAGCAGCUGCAAGCAAGAGCACCUCAUUCCCAGUCAACAGGGAACACUGCACCUUUAGCUGUAUUAUUGGUAGAUGCUGCUUUGGAUAUUUACCAGACUCUUGUACUGGAACUCGACACUGAAGGGAGAUACCUCUUUCUGAAUGCUGUCGCUAAUCAGUUGCGCUAUCCAAACAACCACACGCAUUACUUCUCUUUUGUCCUCCUUUAUUUAUUCGCUGAAUCGAACCAGGAAAUCAUUCAGGAGCAAAUCACCAGAGUUUUAUUGGAGCGCUUAAUAGUUAAUAGACCUCAUCCGUGGGGGCUUCUGAUUACUUUUAUUGAGCUCAUCAAGAAUCCUAGAUAUAACUUCUGGAACCGAUCUUUCAUAAGAUGUGCACCAGAGAUCGAGAAACUCUUCGAGUCAGUUGCAAGAUCAUGUGGUGGCUUAAAGCCUAUGGAUGAGAGUAUGGUCUCAAACUGGGCUUCUGAGGGCACACGCUGAGGGUUUUGACAUGACUGCCUGAUUUUUGUUCAACUUGUAACAUUUUUAUUAUUUUGUAAUUAGCACCGAGAAUAAAACUUUUUAGGAAAGACUGAUAUCUUGUACAGGAAUACAUUAGAAUUUGAUGCAUGAUAUCUUGUACAGCGGUAACAAUUGAAGCAUUCUUAACCUUUUCAUUCGACUA